Molecule: messenger RNA, 201 nt
Organism: Botrytis fragariae
Lineage: Eukaryota; Fungi; Ascomycota; Leotiomycetes; Helotiales; Sclerotiniaceae
Exons: 2
Coding region: 1-201 (66 amino acids)
Source: RefSeq, a predicted model, not a curated record
AUGACAUUUAUCUAUCUCUUGAUCAGUAUCGAAGGCGGAGUUUUGAAUAGGGAACUACGAAAAGCUGUAAUUUCACACUUACGCAGGCUUGGUGCAUUGAGCCGUGCUGCCGCUGACCUGUUUAUCUAUUCCCACAAUCAACAUGUCGACCCAGAAACGUUACAUUUGCGCGUGGCUUUCAAGACAGCAAGCUUACGUUGA